Theileria equi strain WA is the source of this 876-nucleotide messenger RNA. RefSeq lists its product as hypothetical. The transcript has 5 exons. Lineage: Eukaryota; Apicomplexa; Aconoidasida; Piroplasmida; Theileriidae. The record is from RefSeq and is a predicted model, not a curated record. Gene Ontology annotation, biological process: mRNA splicing, via spliceosome. Gene Ontology annotation, molecular function: RNA binding. Gene Ontology annotation, cellular component: catalytic step 2 spliceosome; U2 snRNP; precatalytic spliceosome. Bases 1 to 876 code for a protein of 291 amino acids.
AUGUCCGUCACGGGUCCUGGUGCUAAUAUUAGCGCAAUACAGCGGUUGUCUGAGCUGGAGCUACAGACUGGCGCUAUCGGAGAGAGUUCAUGGCACAAUCGGUACAAGGACUCGUGUUAUAUCUACAUUGGAGGACUUGACAAAAGGAUGACAGAAGGCGACAUUAUAAUCGUCUUUUCGCAAUUUGGCGAACCCAUAGACAUUAAUCUCAAGAGAAACGGUAAAACUGGAGAAUCUCUGGGUUACUGUUUUCUUGGCUACAAGGACCAGAGGAGUACGAUCUUGGCGGUAGAUAAUUUUAACGGGUCCACAUUGCUAGGAAGAAGGAUAAGAGUGGAUCACGUAUUGGAUUACAAGGCGCCUGUGAUCUAUGAGGACGAGUGCGACGAGGACGGUAACAAAAUCCGCAAGGAAUAUAAGCCUACGGGAGCAGAAGGUUCAGGCAUUGACAAGUUUUACGUUACUGAAAGCGAAGCCAUGUUAAAGGAGACUGUUAAAAAGGCUCCAAAGGAAGAGCCGGAGAUGGACGAAGAUGAAAAAUGGGCCCUGGAAUUCGAGAGGAAUCUCAGAAACAACAGAGACUAUAGCCAAAGUAGGGAUAGUUCUCACAGCAUAGAUAGACAUCUCGUGGCAAACACAGAUCGCACGACCGACACAAAGCACAUCGCAGACAUGAACAUAGGGAACGUUCUCGUGAUAGACAUCGAUCGCGUAGUAGACGGCGCAGUCGAUCUCAUGAUAGGCACAGAUCACGCGAGAGAUCUCGGUCCCAUGGGAGGCAUGGUAGCAGACGCCACGGAAGACACGAGGAAGAAAGAAGAAGCGAACGGAGACGCUACCAUAGACAUUGAUGAAGAUUAUGAGAAGAAGGACUAG